Colletotrichum phormii is the source of this 3661-nucleotide messenger RNA. RefSeq lists its product as uncharacterized. The transcript has 3 exons. The record is from RefSeq and is a predicted model, not a curated record. Lineage: Eukaryota; Fungi; Ascomycota; Sordariomycetes; Glomerellales; Glomerellaceae. The coding region runs from base 259 to 3516 and encodes 1085 amino acids.
AUGGGAUUUCUUCGUGAAGGGUUGAAUUACCAUAUAAUCUAGGGGUCGUCGUCCUCAGUUUCCGAAUUUGAGUCUUGUGCUUCAACCAACUCCUCUUUGCCAUUCACUCUUUCAUGGCCUGAGUUGUUUCUGUUUCUGUCUCUGUCACUCUUUCGAUUAUCAUCGGCCAUACUGGGCUGACCACACUCGUUCCUCUUUCAGAAUUAGUCCCAUAAUUACAGUCUUUUGAUCAUAAUCAUCACUCACACUCGUUUCACCAUGAAGUGGUCUUUCGCCCUUCCCCUACUUGGGCUUUCCGGCGCCCUCGCACACCCAGGCCAGCGCAAGUACCUCAACCAGAGGAACGAGACUCUUGUCUCAGGUCAAUCUGGCAACUCUUUCACCCAGACUGCAUCUGUGCCUGUGCCCCUUAGCACCGGUGUGACCUUCCACCCUCCAGCCAACUCAACCCGCACACUCACGUUGGCCACCGGCACAGCGUCUGCCUCUGACGAUGUUGUGGCCGCAACGGCUGCUUCCUCUAGCACGGAGUACGAAUUCCCAACCUCCAAACUUGGGCCCAUUGCGACCCUGAAGCCUGCUAUCCCAGACAACCACGAUCUCAACGAUGUUAACAACCUCACUCCUCAGCCUAGCGGCGCUGGUGCUCCGAUUCACUACGCGCAAGAUGCUGGCUCGAACGGAGGUGGCAUCUAUGCUGUUGCUACCCCUAAGUGGACUGCUCCGUCCAUCGUUCUCGACCACUCGGGCCUCGUCAGCGAUGUUAAGCUCUCGGGUCAAGGCAGCCUUGUCAUGACUUUUGGUGAUCAGAAUGCCUUUGACCACAGCGCGUCCAACUGGAAGGCCGACAACAUCAUCUUCGUCACCUACACGCCGGAGUGCGGUGACUACGACUUGGGCCAGAGAUGCUACUUCCAGGCCAACUCCGUCACCUUUGACCGCAAUUCCCUCUCUGCAACCGCGGCAGGACAGGCCAAGGAUAUUGGCGAUGUCACGAAGGACAUCAACGUCGUGUGGGGAAACUACGGUAGCCAGAACGUCAACUACGGCAACCCCGCGGCCACCGCUGAGCCCACCGCGACUGAGACCGACGUGAAUCCGGCCUACUCCGUUGCUCCUACCAUGACUGCCGCCUGCGUAGCUCCCGUAGAUGACAAGUACGGUCUUCCCACGGCGUGCUUGGGACCUUACUUCGACGAGGUUCUCGACACGGGGCUCGGCUACUUCGAGUCCGACGUCUUCAGCUUCAACGAGACCCUGUACGAGGUUGACAUUGACGGCGAGCUGUCCAACUCCACUCUCGCCAGACGUACUGUCUUCGAGUCCAUCGGCAACGGCUUCAAGAAGAUCGGCCAGGCGACCAAGAGCGGCAUCGUCACCCUCAGCAACAAGAUUGAGACGGGAGCCAAGGCCGCUAAGAACAACGUCGUCAAGACGGGCGAAAAGGUUGUCAAGAUUGGCGCCAAGGUCGUCGAGGUCGGCAAGGCCGUCGUCGAAGUUGGCGGCAACAUCCUCACGGGGAAGCCUAACCGCUUUGAAAAGGACUUUGACAAGCUCCUCCUUCCCUGGCCCGCCAAGGAUUGCAAGGAGGCCGAGAACGACAAGGACAAGAAGGAAAAGCUCAAGAACGCCUGCAAGCCCAAGAAGCAGGACAAGGACAAGGACAGCGAGGCCAAGGCCGUCAAGACCCCCUGGGGCGACGACGCGCUCCUGCUCAAGUCGUUUGGCACUAUUCCUUCGCCCAAGGAUCUGCGUCCUAAGGGAUCCAAGAAGCAGACCACCGUAGCCAAGGGCAACUUCAUCAACCUCUACUGCGUCAAGUGUGGUCUCUCCGGAUCUCUCAAGACCAAGGGCAACAUCACCAUUGAGAACAUCAAGGGCAUCACCGAUGGAUACAUCGAGAGCGACAUUGACCUCUCCGUCGGUCUCGGUAUCGGUAUCUACGCUCAGUACUACCAGGAGCACAAGUUCCGCAACAACUUGUACGACAUUCCCCUCUCGCCCUUCACCCUCGGCUUCGUCACCGUCGGUCCCAUGCUCUCCAUCGGCACCGAGAUCAAGUUCAGUCUCAACAUGACUGGGACCGCCGUUGCCCGCGCCGACGUCAGCAUCGCCCGCGCAAAGUUCGUCUACGACUGGAAGAAGGGCAGCUCCAAGUCCAUUGGCUUCAAGCCCCAGUUCAAGCCCAGCUUCGAGGCCGAGGGUCAGGUCGAGAUCGCCGCCCAGUUCGGCAUCCCCGUCGGCCUCGACUUUGGCGUCACCACCUUCAACGGAUGCUCCAAGUGCAAGGGCGCCAUCGGCAUUGAGACCAUGCCAUCCAUCAAGGCUGCCGCCGCCAUCGCUGUCCAGGCCAAGUGGGACAACAGCACCGAUGGUAUUGAGGCUGGCCUGAAGCCCCUCAAUAACUGCACCGGCAUCAGCACCACCCUCAGCGUUCGUAACGAUGUCACGGCCAAGUUCAAGGGCUUCGGACUCGUCGACAAGGACUGGCCCAUCCAUGAGACCAAGGACUACAUUAUUGCCUCGUACUGCAUUGGCAACAAGACGGACGGCACAAGCAAGAGCAAGCUCGGCCUCCACGACGAAAAGCGCUCUCUCCCCUCUACUCCCUACAACAAGUACGAGUACCGCCGCGACGCGAACAACGUCUCCGUCCCCACCAACACCACAACCAACUCGACCCAGCUCGCCGACCUGACCAAGUACGUCGUCGAGGAGAUUGAGUACCUCGACUACAACGGCACCGACCUCGCCGCCAUCCCCUACGAUCUCGACGAGGCGGCCUUUGACGGAUACUGGUUCAGCACCCUCGCCCUCGAGAGCGACAACAGCUACGUGCUUGCCGCCUGCAGCGACGGCAACGUCUACCUCCAGAAGAGCACCACCCAGAACGACCUGCCCUACUACGUCACCUGCAACACCCUUUGGGCCGGCUACGGCGAGGCCGCUCUCUCCACGCCCACCGGCGAGGUCCUUCACUACUACAACAACACCAUGGACAAGGUUGGCGUCAGCCGUCUCCGCGCCGGAGAUGAGGCCAACCUUCCCGGAACCUCAGUCUAUGUCGCACUCACCCCCUUCUACUACGAUGACAACGACAGCACCGCCAGCAUCCUCGCGGCUAUCGAUCCCGAAGAUAACAUUUUCUUCCCCGCCGUCUGCACCUACAAGGGCGACCAGACAGCCAAGAUCUACCUGGUUGGCGAAGACGUCGACGCCGGUCUCGAGAUGCUCAAGUCCCCGGAUCUCACCUACACCGUAACCAACGGCGAGGUCGACGAUUGCUACCUCCUUUUCCUCGGCAUCACCAACCGCGAGCUUGGCGAGUGGGCCGACUAUGGCGACGAUGUCUCGGAUGCCUAUGAGAGCGACCCGCUCGACGUCGAGUUCGAGGACACGCUCUUUGACACUGAUGGAGACUUGUUGUUGCCUGCUGAUGAGCUUUUCGCUUACCAGGACGAUGUCAACUAUGAUGAUGUUUUUGAUGAGUCGUUGGAUGACAUUACUUGGGAGUAAGGAGUGGAAAACUCCGCUCCGUCCGUAGCUCCGACGUUGAAUCAAAGGAGCGUUGUUCUUCAAGGAGAAAUGAAGAAAUCAUAGAAACACUACUUACAAUUAAUACAUAAUAGAGAUCCCUAUGUUCCAAGGUUUUGAUUGCUCC